Molecule: messenger RNA, 1429 nt
Organism: Olea europaea var. sylvestris
Lineage: Eukaryota; Viridiplantae; Streptophyta; Magnoliopsida; Lamiales; Oleaceae
Exons: 1
Coding region: 309-1409 (366 amino acids)
Cellular component (GO): membrane
Molecular function (GO): glycosyltransferase activity
Source: RefSeq, a predicted model, not a curated record
UUUCCAAUUGAUCUACUCUCCCGUCUUCAUCCCUACCCACUCCCUAUACUACCCGGGGCCCCGUACCACCGACUUUGCCUUCUCUUCACUGCCAUUGCAACAAUCCCAAAGCACACAAUACACCAAUCACUGAACCCUACUCAACUCCUCCUCCCUCCACCACCACCACUGACGCUGCCGCCAGAUAUGAAAGCGGAGUUCUGUUUCCCCUUUUAUGAAACCCUGCACUCCAAGAAUCUUGUUUCAGUCAUGGUCUGAUGUUCUAAAGUUUCAAUUUUGAACAAAAAGAGAACAAUAAAUUCAUAGCCAUGGCUUGUUCAACAUCUUCCCCACUAAUCCCAACCCUAAUCCUCCUUCUAUCGUUGCCGAUUUUGUUCUUCUUCUUCGCCCCAAAAAUCCUUCCGCCGCGGCAAAUCUCGAUUUCUGUACCCGAUGAACUCGAUGACCUUUCACUUUUCCAAAAGGCCAUAGCCAUGGAUUCAGCCGAUUUGUCACGUAAACACCAUAAUAGACUCCCGUCUACCAGAUCCCGCCUCGGCUCCACCUUCCACCGACCCAAAAUCGCCUUUCUUUUCCUUACGAAUUCUGACCUCCACUUUGCGCCGCUGUGGGAACGCUUUUUUGCGAAUGUAAGUGUUAAUAAUAACUCACACGAGCAUCUUUAUAACAUAUACAUCCACGCCGAUCCUUCAGUGAAAAUUACCCUCCCAGAUGGGGUGUUUAAGGAUAAGAUUAUACCAUCUAAGAGGACUCAGAGAUCUUCGCCCACUUUGAUUUCGGCUGCGCGAAGGCUCCUCGCCACUGCAAUGCUUGAUGACCCUGGUAACGCGUACUUUGCGUUGAUAUCACAGCACUGUAUUCCGCUUCAUUCGUUUAGCUAUUUCUAUAAUUUUCUGUUUGAUCUGAGAAAAUUAUCGGGUAACUUGGAGUUUCCUAGUUACAUUGAGAUCCUGUCGGAUGAGCCGACUCUGUGGGAUAGGUAUAAUGCCAGAGGAAAGAAUGUAAUGCUCCCAGAAGUGGAUUUUGAUCAAUUCCGAGUUGGUUCUCAGUUUUUUACAUUAACGCGAAAGCACGCAUUGAUGGUGAUCAAAGAUAGGAGACUAUGGAGAAAAUUCAAGCUGCCUUGUCUAAAUGUUGAGUCUUGUUAUCCGGAGGAGCAUUAUUUUCCUACACUUAUGUCAAUGCAGGAUCCAAAGGGAUGCACACAUUACUCAUUGACAAGGGUGAAUUGGACCGACAGUGUGAAUGGGCAUCCACGCACUUAUCACCCUUCUGAAUUGUCCCCUGAGCUGAUAUACAGGCUCAGGGAAUCCAAUUCGAGUUAUUCCCACAUGUUUGCUCGAAAAUUUUCACCAGAUUGCUUGGUGCCAUUGAUGGAUAUUGCUGAUUCAGUUAUUUUCAAGGACUGAUUUUUUACUCUGGUAAUUAG